UAAUUUUUUUUGAAUUUGAUUUAUUGUCGAACUUGAUUAUUUUUUCACUUUUUAACUCAAAAGCUUUUCAUUAAAGAUCAAUUAUGUUUUCAAAAUCACUGAUCAAUUUAAGUAGACAAGGAUUAGGUUCUACAAAAAUUCUGCAAAGUAUUUUGUGUAAACGUAGUUUGUAUGAACGUGCAGCAAUAGGAUUGGAUAAAUAUGAGUUCUUCCGAGAAAAAAUUGGAAAUCAGUUUUCUGAAUCAGAUAAAAUGUUAUUUCGAGAGCGAAUGAAUUCUUUUGCAGAUCCUGAGUCUAAUAGUUUAAUUUUUACUGAAGAUUUAAAACAAAUUGUACACAUGGUAGGUGAUAAUGAAACAGAUUUAACACUCGUUGAAAAAAUGAUGAAGAAGUAUAAUAAACAAAACCAAGGAUUAAGAUUUGGAAAUUUUACUUUUGGACCAGUUGUUAUGCGAAUGUAUUACCAUCUCAAUAAACCUGAUAUUGCAUUAAAAUUAUUUAAUGACCCAGAAAUGGAUGGAUUUUUCAAUCAUUUAAGUUCUUAUCAAAUACUCAUGGAUUUAUUAUUUAUAAAUGGAAAGUUUGAUCAAAUAUUAACUGUAUAUAAAUCAAUUCAAGAAAGACAAUUACAAAUAGCCAAGUUUCCUAAAGGAGUAAUGAUGUUAGUUUUUGCUGCUUGCUAUAAAUUGAAUACAACUGAAAGUUUUGAGUAUGCUUGUAAAUUAUGGAGUGACCAACAAGAAGCUGGCCAUAGUCCAAUUAGAAAAACAAUAACUUUUUUUGCUGCUAAUGCAAUCAAUCAAAAUAGUCCUCAUAUUGCUCUUGAAGUAAUAACAUCAGUGCGAAAUCAAUCAUAUGUGACACUCCGUAACAUAAAAGUGUUAGCAUUGUGUGAUUUAGGCCGAAUUGUUGAUGCUUUGCCUCUUCUUAGAAGCGUAUUGUCAGUAGAUCAACCUAUGUCUGGCGGUCCUAUUGUAAAACAGACUUAUUGUAGAGAUGUGAUAAAUUUAGUGAAAUCGGCUGCUGAAAAACAUAACGAUAAAGAAAUAUCAUUGGAGCUGGAUAGAAUACUUAAUCAACUAGAAGAGUUAAAUAUGAUUAGUGAGACUACGCUUGAUUCACUUCUAUGUUCAGAAAUUAAAAUGGUUGAUAGAUCAGAUACAAAUAACAGAGAAUCAAUAGUAGGUGCAAGCUAUCAAUCAGGACGACCAUUUAAAAAACGAGAAUUUAGACGUCCGGGUAUUAGUGAUUUGUUGUAACUUGUACUAUGUUUAUGUAAAUCAUAAACUGUUUUUGUAGAAUAAUAAUGUACUGUUUAAGUAAUAAUUAAAAAUGAAAUAAAGUUUAGUAA
This is a messenger RNA of Melanaphis sacchari, 1351 nucleotides long. Its product is annotated as pentatricopeptide repeat-containing protein 2, mitochondrial-like. The transcript is spliced from 7 exons. Gene Ontology annotation, molecular function: RNA binding. Gene Ontology annotation, biological process: regulation of mRNA processing; mitochondrion organization; multicellular organism development. Gene Ontology annotation, cellular component: mitochondrion. The record is from RefSeq and is a predicted model, not a curated record. NCBI's taxonomy places the organism in Eukaryota, Metazoa, Arthropoda, Insecta, Hemiptera, Aphididae. The coding region runs from base 84 to 1259 and encodes 391 amino acids.